Molecule: messenger RNA, 1095 nt
Organism: Cladocopium goreaui
Lineage: Eukaryota; Dinophyceae; Suessiales; Symbiodiniaceae
Source: the annotation of a GenBank genome assembly
AUGGACUUUCGCAGUAGAAGGAUCCGAGCCUUCUACUACACGGAGGCGGCUGUGGGUCUGGGGGGGACCACUAAGGACAAGAAGAAGUCAACCACUUGGAGAGAGGCCCAGUGCUUAGAUCCGGAGAGUGUGACUCGGAGGGCCCGCUUCUCUUCGGCCCGGGGGGGUGACUUUGACCCCUCGUCCUCGGUUUGGCGUCUGAUGUCUGAGGCACAAGUCCUUGAACUCAACGUGAUGCCAGAGAACGAAAAACAGCCUGCUUUGAGACUCCUUUUUGGCUUCGGUGAAGAGAAGGAGGGUGCCUCUGAGCGACAGGUGGUGCCACCCAGCUGGAUCUUCUACGAUAGCCGCGACAGCGAGGUCGUGGCUGCGCUGCGGGAGGUUGGCAUCUUGGAAGAGCAACAAGCCUUCUGGGCGUCCAUCUUCCCACAGUCCGAGAUGCGCGCGGUUGCUGCUUGCGUACCAUGUCAACGCAAAGCCCUGGCACAUGUGCGCGCCAACGCAGCCAUGAACCACGAGAAGGCCCUGCCCAACGUGCGCGAACGCUUCGCCGAGAUGGGCUAUGGCGAGGAGCAGCUGCAGGCGGUGCUGGGAUGGAUCCAGGACUUGGCUCCGAUGUGCAUCCACGUGCACAUCGACAACGUGGGGCGCUUUCUCGAGACGGACGAGUUCUACCGGAACCAGUUCGAGACCGGAACCUCCUGUGGUGCUCUGGAUGAUGGCAAUGUGAUUCGCAAGGGCUGGGAGACGGAGCUUUUUGGGGGAACCUACGACGAGGCCAAGCCCUUCGAACGCUGCAAGUACGGCGCCCUGAGUGUGAUGAACGACUACAGGGGAGUUCUCAGCGCUUACCAAUAUGGAUCUCGCUUGGCUGUGCUGGACAAGUAUGCGCAUGUGCUGGAGGAAUACGAUGACCGUGAGCUGCGGGAGUUGGUCGAGGUGGCCCUAGCGAACACUUCGCUGUCGGACCACAGCACAGCACAGCCCAAGAUGCUGCGGGGCAUGUCCUCCGACUGCGCGGCCGAGUGGAUCACGUGCGCCCGCGGGAACGCCGCCCCUGCCGAGCUAGAGCUAUCCUCAGAAAUUGGAAAUUGA